Eubalaena glacialis (North Atlantic right whale) is the source of this 858-nucleotide messenger RNA. RefSeq names its product axin interactor, dorsalization-associated protein-like. The coding region runs from base 165 to 689 and encodes 174 amino acids. Gene Ontology annotation, biological process: determination of ventral identity. The record is from RefSeq and is a predicted model, not a curated record. The transcript has a single exon. Gene Ontology annotation, cellular component: membrane. Gene Ontology annotation, molecular function: phosphatidylinositol binding. NCBI's taxonomy places the organism in Eukaryota, Metazoa, Chordata, Mammalia, Artiodactyla, Balaenidae.
CUGUGGCGGCAAAUGGGCUUGGGCGGCUCCUUGGCGGGUGGUGGCGGUGGCCGUAGCGGUUCCUUUUGGCCCUGUUAAUGUCGGGGCCAGGCCCGGGGAGGAUGGCGCCCUAGAGCCCGGCCUUGCUGGGGUAGGGGCGGGAGGGGACGGGGUGGGGACCGGCCAUGUCGGAGGUGACCCGAAGUCUGCUGCAGCGCUGGGGCGCCAGUUUUAGGAGAGGCGCCGACUUCGACUCUUGGGGCCAGCUGGUGGAGGCGAUAGACGAGUAUCAGAUAUUAGCAAGACACCUACAAAAAGAGGCCCAAGCUCAACACAAUAAUUCUGAAUUCACGGAAGAACAAAAGAAAACCAUAGGCAAAAUUGCAACAUGCUUGGAAUUACGAAGUGCAGCUUUACAGUCCACACAGUCCCAAGAAGAAUUUAAACUGGAGGAUCUGAAGAAGCUAGAACCAAUCCUAAAGAAUAUUCUUACAUAUAAUAAAGAAUUCCCAUUUGAUGUUCAGCCUGUCCCCUUAAGAAGAAUUUUAGCACCUGGUGAAGAAGAGAAUUUGGAAUUUGAAGAAGAUGAAGAAGAGGGUGGUGCUGGAGCAGGGUCUCCUGAUGCCUUUCCUGCUAGAGUUCCCGCGCAGGGGACUUGCGUUCGAUCCCUGGUCAGGGAACUAAGAUCCCACACGCCGUGGGACAGCUAAGCCCACGCGCCGCAACUACUGAGCCCAUGCGCCACAACUAGAGAGCUCGUGCUGCGACUACAUAGCCCACGCGCUCUGGAGCCCACGCACCGCAACUACUGAGCCUGCACGCUCUGGAAACCGCGCUCCACAACUAGAGAGGAGCCCCUGUGCCGCAGCGAAGACCCGA